AUGACAACGAAUGAAGGAAUUAUUGGAGAGAGUGCCCUGAUGGGAUCUGGUGCUUUGAUGUUGGUCAUAGCAGAGAAAGAUGAAUUGCAGCUAGCUACUGAAUGGGUGAAGGGAAAACCAAUGGAUGAAGUUUUGACAAUCAAGAACACUGACAUUGCGAAGCACUUGUCCCUUCCACCAGUAAAGCUCCAUUGCAGCAUGCUUGCCGAGGAUGCGAUUAAAGCUGCUGUGAAAGACUACGAAGCCAAGAAGGCGAAGAUGGGGCAAAAGGGUGAAGACAGUCCUUCAGAGAAGGCUGCUGAAGCAUGA
Molecule: messenger RNA, 309 nt
Organism: Miscanthus lutarioriparius
Lineage: Eukaryota; Viridiplantae; Streptophyta; Magnoliopsida; Poales; Poaceae
Source: the annotation of a GenBank genome assembly